Hydatigera taeniaeformis is the source of this 1245-nucleotide messenger RNA. Lineage: Eukaryota; Metazoa; Platyhelminthes; Cestoda; Cyclophyllidea; Taeniidae. The record is from the annotation of a GenBank genome assembly.
AUGUCCCAAGCCAAUGAGGGUUAAUCCCUGACCGCUCUCCUGCAGAUCUCCUCCGACAUGCGCAAGGAACUGGUCCUGUCGAUAAUCGUCUUUACCAUUGGUGUGACCCUUGGUUUUGGCGGUACCUCCAGUCUCUUCAGCAGUUCCUACCUUACCACGGCUUUUCUUGUCUUCGUGGUGGUGCUUACUGGGGAUGCUAUCUUUUAUAAUGCUGGAUUGUAUCCACUGGGCGACUGUGAACGGAUUGUCACCCUGACUGAAUGUCAGCGAGUGCAAAACAACACAAUUCCAGUUCUCUCAUUUCGAUCACUUCCCGCCAUCUUUCAUGCCGUGGAAGAGUUUGACAUCUAUUUGACGCUCCUGCUAUUGGAUCAGUCAUUUUGGCAGGGAAUAUUGAGUUCUGAACCUGAAACCAGUGGAUUUAACCUAAUAGCCAGCGGAUUUUUCUAUCUUCCGGUGGGGGCUGUCUUCGGCACAGCCUGUGGAUUGGGCUACUUUGCUCUCAACAUGAGUUAUGGACAAGUCAUGCUCUCAGACCUGAUGGAGCGUUUAGGCAAGUUCAACACCUCCUACACAGUUUUUCCUGAAGCAGUAGUGAGACGAAAAAAGGGUUUUCCACCCGCAUGGAUGGGGGCGGUGAGACCAAUCACCCUCGGUAGAUGCCAACACGACUCCUCAAAAAUUGAAACUGGGGCACGUUGCCAUCGCAUCCUGGACAGCCUUGUAAUGGUCUUCUCUGGAUGGUCCACUGUUUGCGUCCCUCUCGAAGAGCAUCAGACAGGAAAGAUGUCAUUAGAGCGCUUUUCGCGUCACCUUAAUGUUGAUGACAUAAAGACUGGCCUUUUAGAAUCGAACUCGUUCCUUUCACUCAUUAAUGUGUCUCUCGUAACUCGCAGUGGUCUAAUAGGUUACUCUGUGUUGGAGUUCAUCUUUGGUCGCUUCGGACCCGUCCUCUUCAACACUAUCAUAGUGUGUACGGUGACAUCCUGCACUUGCUCGGAGGUGAUAUCCAUCAGCACCAUCUUUGUCGUCGAUGUCUACAUGACCUACAUUCGGCCAUUCAAGAAGACAAAGGAGAUGAACAGUUGUGUCUUGUGCGGACUGAGACGCGCUCGCAGCGGCGAGAGUAAGGAGAGGUGUCGCUGCAAAAGUAUGGCAGCCUGUGUCCACUGUCAAAGGGAUGACAAUCAGCAGAACUUUUCAGGCGGUACAAUUUCUCGUCUCCCUCAUAAAAAGGCGAUUUAA